Dreissena polymorpha is the source of this 654-nucleotide messenger RNA. RefSeq lists its product as uncharacterized. The record is from RefSeq and is a predicted model, not a curated record. NCBI's taxonomy places the organism in Eukaryota, Metazoa, Mollusca, Bivalvia, Myida, Dreissenidae. The transcript has 3 exons. Gene Ontology annotation, molecular function: zinc ion binding. The coding region runs from base 1 to 654 and encodes 217 amino acids.
AUGGAAGAUUUGCUACUGAAAUGUGACGUCCACAGAGAAGAGAAACUUAAAAUGUUUUGUCAGGACCACCGUCAGGUAUGUUGCACUGAUUGUGUUAUACUGAAUCAUAGACAGUUCACAAAUGUGUCUCUAAUUUCUGAGUCAGUCAAGAACCUAUCAUUAGAUAUGCAAAGGUUGUCAAACAAUCUCCAAACUAUUGAUGAUGAACUAAAUGAGUUCAGGAGUAAACAAGAGGCCAGCAUUCAGUCCUUGGAGGUAUCAUGCACUCAAAAACUACAAGAAGUACAAGAGCUGCGAAAGAAGAUAAAUGCGUGUUUGAAGGCACUAGAAAAUACAACUUUGAAUGUACUGGGUGACAUCCGGACUACAUUACAAACCUCCCUCAAGAAAGAUGUUGACAACAGCAGCAGACUAAAGGAUGACCUGCAAACACUCAGCAAAGCUGUAAAUGGCCUUUGUCAUAAGAGCAAGAAAGAAAUUGAGUUCAUAGCCAACAGAAAAUGUCUGGACAAAAUACAAGAGAUUCAGUCAUAUCUAAAGGAGAACAUUGUAAAGGUGCAGAGUUCAUUAAAAUUCCAAGCAAACACUGACAUUGAGCAGUACCUGUCGAAACAGUCUAGUCUAGGGUGGAUUGUAGAGAUGGCGAGGUCAUAG